Propithecus coquereli (Coquerel's sifaka) is the source of this 618-nucleotide messenger RNA. It is a transcript of the gene IFI6, whose product is annotated as interferon, alpha-inducible protein 6. The record is from RefSeq and is a predicted model, not a curated record. The transcript is spliced from 5 exons. Gene Ontology annotation, cellular component: membrane; mitochondrion. Gene Ontology annotation, biological process: negative regulation of extrinsic apoptotic signaling pathway in absence of ligand; apoptotic signaling pathway; negative regulation of mitochondrial depolarization. NCBI's taxonomy places the organism in Eukaryota, Metazoa, Chordata, Mammalia, Primates, Indriidae. Bases 106 to 501 code for a protein of 131 amino acids.
AGCUGUGUGCUUGCUGCAGCUGCAUCUACCAGCAGGCUCCGGCAGGAAGAUUGCUUCUCUUCUCUCCUCCAAGGUCUAGCGAUAAACCCUGCGCGCGGCGCCACCAUGCGGCAGAAGGCGGUAUCGCUCUUCCUGUGCUACCUGCUGCUCUUCACCUGCGUCGGGCGAGCAGCUGGCAAAAGAGAAAAAGAGAGCUCAGAGGACAGCGGCUGGGGUUUCUGGAGCGCCCUGACCUACAUGGCUGUCGGAGGAGGCCUCGCGGUCUCGGCGCUGCCGGUCCUGGGCUUCACUGGCGCCGGCAUCGCGGCCAACUCGGUGGCCGCCUCGCUGAUGAGCUGGUCUGCGGUCCUGAACGGGGGCGGCGUGCCCGCUGGGGGUCUGGUGGCCACGCUGCAGAGCCUCGGGGCUGGUGGCAGCAGUGUCCUCAUGGGCAACAUUGGUGCCCUUCUGGGCUACUCCGCCCACAAGUACGUGGAGAGCAAGAAAGAGGAUGAGGAGUAGCCACCGGCUCCCAGGAACCCCCUCCUUCCUCCUUGCCCUCCCUCUUACAGUGAGAAUCCAGCACUUUCUCUGUCACUCUCCACAAUGACAUAGGUGAGAAAACAGAAUAAACGUCUC